Molecule: messenger RNA, 1450 nt
Organism: Melospiza melodia melodia
Lineage: Eukaryota; Metazoa; Chordata; Aves; Passeriformes; Passerellidae
Gene: RAMAC
Product: RNA guanine-7 methyltransferase activating subunit
Exons: 4
Coding region: 145-501 (118 amino acids)
Biological process (GO): RNA 5'-cap (guanine-N7)-methylation
Cellular component (GO): mRNA capping enzyme complex
Molecular function (GO): RNA binding
Source: RefSeq, a predicted model, not a curated record
GAAGCGGCGGGGCCCGGCCCGGAAGAGGCGGGAUCGCGGCGCUGAUCCGGCGAGUGAGGCGCGCUCUUGGGGUCCUGCCAGCAAAUCUUUGGGAGACAGCAGAAGAGCUUAUUCUGGUAGUCCAGAGCCAGAUAGUUUCCCAGAAUGACCUCCUUGGCUGACAUGCCCCCAGAUUACAAGAUGAUGUUUGCCCAUCGAUUCACGUCGGAUGAUGAGGAAUACCAAGAGUAUCUAAAACGCCCUGCAGACCCCCCUCCUAUAGUUGAAGAAUGGAGAAACAGAUCUGGUGGCAACCAGAGAAACAGAGAUCGGUUUCAAGAUGGCAGAUACUUUAGAGGGGACAGAUACAACUGGCAAGGUGACUACAGAUCUAAUCAGAGGCCAGACAGAGGCUGGGGUAACAACUACCAGCAGCACAGACAAGGACAAUCCUACUCCUCCCACUAUGGACAGUAUGGCUACAACUCCUACAACCCAGGGCCCCGCUACCACCCCUACUGAAAUCCCUGUGGGUCCAAAGUCCAGUGAUGCUGUGUAACAAAUUCAGUUAGAUUUUAGUUUUCUUAUUUUUUCCACUGUUUUGUAGAUAACUGAAGAAUCAGUGUUACAGUUCAGUGCUGUUUUUCUGUAGUGUGAGAUGGAAAAGGGAACUCCUUUUAUGAAUAGUAAAAGCGUGUUACAUGGCGUUUGUUUAGACUCUAGAUUUUAGAUUAAAUUUUUAACUCCUUUUGUCUGAAUAUGUAUUGUGCACGUUUUUUCUUCCAUCACUGAGAUUUCUCUGUUCUGUUUUAGAAACCAGAACAGGUGAGGGAAGGACAGGAUAGCUGUGGUUUGUAUGCAGCCUGGAGCAGUGGCAGAUUGCCUUAAAAUAGCUCUUUUUGAAACUAACGUGCUGUGUCUUUCUGUGGAGAGAAUUUCUUAGUUUGGCUUCUGACAGUGAGAAGCUCAGUUUGUUUUGAAUUUCAGAUGCCUUAAAACUGAGAAGAGAGAUCCUAUUACUGAAAUACUUUAUGGGGGCAGCAUAGUGUCUGUUGACUCAAUGGCUUCAAUGCAUUUGCAGUAUUCCUCUUAAAAUGUGGUCUAAAAGUUGGAUAAAAAAUAAGUAGUUAAAUAUAUAUCUUCCUGUAGCAGUUCAGUGAUACACAAGUUUUACCUGAGAAAUAAUAACAAAUUAGAUUAAUCUGUGUUAUUUUCAAACAAAUUCGGUGUGUGUGUAACAAAUUUUGGAAUUCCCAUUUCUGUAAAGCUGUAAAACUUCAAUGCUACUGUAGUUUGUAUGAAACACUUUGUGCAUGUUCUAGAAAAAAAGAACUAUGAUCAGUACUGGUCUGUACUUUUUUCUGUAUGGGAAAAUAGCAUAAACAGUGCAGAGUGUUACUCAGUUCUUAGAAUUUAAGAUGUAUGGAGUUUUUUUAAGUAUUCACACAAUAAAAGUAUAGUUCACAUGCAA